UCACAAACAAUCAUCCAUAUUAAUUAUCCCUAUAAAAGUGAAAAUGAUCUACCAGGUGAAACACAUCUGACAUAUGCAGUUGAGCUCAAUCUUUGGGAUGCUUCUCUUUCUUUACACAAUCCUGCUUUUUUGUCAACUUUGUACAAAAGCAGAAAAGUAUAUAUGCCAAAUGAUAGGAGACCCGAAGUACCCGCUGUUAUCCAAGGAUGGAGACAUAACUAUUGGAGCACUUUUUCCGAUCCGAAGCAUAGAGACAUUACCUUCAUUUGAGUUUACAAAAAAACCUCAGCCUCUAUCAUGCUCUAGUGUUAAUCUAAGAGAUUUCAGAAAGGCUCAGACCAUGAUUUUUGCCAUUGAGGAGAUUAACCAAAGUGAACGUUUGCUUCCAAAUGUUUCUGUUGGCUACAAAAUCUAUGAUACCUGUGGUUCAAGACUGUCUUCUAUGAGUGCAACUAUGACAUUAAUGAAUGGUCAUGAUGUUGCAGCAGGGGACAAAUACACAUGCAAACAGUCUCCUAUACAUGCUAUUAUUGGAGAAACAGAGUCUUCUGCUACAGUGAUUCUAUCCAGAACUACAGGACCUUUUAAAAUUCCAGUGAUAAGUCACUCAGCCACAUGUGAAUGUCUUAGUAAUAGAAAAGAUUACCCUUCUUUCUUCAGGACUAUUGCUAGUGAUUACCACCAGAGCAGAGCUCUUGCAUACAUAGUCAAGCACUUAGGCUGGUCUUGGGUGGGAGCUGUGAACACUGAUAAUGACUAUGGAAACAAUGGCAUGGCCAUAUUUCUGACUACAGCCCAGGAAGAGGGGAUCUGUGUGGAGUAUUCUGUGAAAUUCUACCGAACAGAGCCCGACAAACUCCAGAAAGUGGUAGAGACAAUUAAAAAAGGCACUGCAAAAGUGAUUGUUGCAUUUCUUACCAGUUACGAGAUGUACAACCUACUUGAACAGCUAAGUAUUCAAAACAUUACAGGCCUCCAAAUGAUUGGUGUGGAGGCAUGGAUAACAGCAAAGCGUUUGAUCACUCCAAACUGUUUUCAUGUACUGGGAGGAUCACUGGGGUUUGCAGUCAGAAAAAUUGAUAUUGCAGGUUUUGCAGAUUAUGUUACAAAAGUAUUCUGGGAAACAGCUUUUCCAUGCUCAAAACCUGAUGAAAAUUUGUCUCAAUAUGCAUUAAGUUGCAAAAUAUAUCAGGAUCUGCUUGUGCUAAAAAACUUCAGUGAUGAUGUGCCUGAACAAAGAUAUGCAAGUAAUGUCUACAAUGCAGUUUAUGCUGUGGCUCAUUCAUUACACAGUCUUCUCAAGUGCACAGAAGGUUGUGAAAAAGAUAUGUUAAUACAACCACAGCAGGUAGCUGAGGCUUUAAAAAAAGUAAAUUUCACUGUAAAGAUGGGAGAUCAUGUGUGGUUUGACAGAACUGGUGGCGUCAUAGCCCAAUACGAAGUCAUAAACUGGCAGCAGGACUCUGAUGGAUCAGUCCAGUUUAAACCUGUGGGAUACUAUGAUGGCUCACUACCCCCUGAUAAGCGCUUUUUGCUUAAUUCUGAAAGCAUAAUCUGGGUUGGAGGACAGCUGGAGAAGCCAAGGUCUGUGUGCAGUGAGAGCUGUCCUCCAGGCACUAGAAAGGCUGCACAGAAAGGAAGACCUGUCUGCUGUUAUGACUGUAUCCCAUGUGCAGAAGGAGAAAUCAGUAAUGAGACAGAUUCAAAUAACUGCAAGCAGUGUCCAAUGGAAUAUUGGUCUAAUACUGAGAAAAAUAAAUGUGUGUUAAAGGCUGUAGAAUUUUUGACAUUCACAGAAGUUAUGGGAAUAGCACUAGUUUUUUUCUCACUGUUUGGAGUAGGAUUAACUGUGUUGAUGGCCAUCCUGUUUUACAGCAAGAAGGACACCCCCAUAGUAAAAGCCAACAACUCAGAGCUGAGCUUCCUGCUGCUCUUCUCACUGACUCUGUGUUUCCUCUGUUCACUUACUUUUAUUGGUCGGCCAACUGAGUUGUCCUGUAUGUUGCGUCACACAGCAUUUGGGAUCACUUUUGUUCUCUGUAUCUCCUGUGUUCUGGGAAAAACAAUAGUGGUGUUAAUGGCCUUCAAGGCUACACUUCCAGGAAGUAAUGUCAUGAAAUGGUUUGGGCCUGUACAACAGCGACUUAGUGUUUUUGCCUGUACACUUAUACAGGUUCUUAUCUGUGUGAUGUGGCUAAUAAUAUCUCCUCCAUUUCCUCACAAAAAUAUGAAAUAUUAUCAUGAAAAGAUCAUUCUUGAGUGCAAUCUAGGUUCUACUGCAGGAUUUUCUGCUGUUCUGGGUUAUAUUGGCCUACUGGCUGUCUUAUGCUUUAUUCUGGCUUUUCUGGCUCGCACUUUGCCUGAUAAUUUCAAUGAAGCUAAAUUUAUCACAUUCAGUAUGCUCAUAUUCUGUGCUGUAUGGAUAACAUUUAUACCAGCUUAUGUCAGUUCUCCUGGAAAAUUUACUGUAGCUGUGGAGAUAUUUGCUAUUUUAGCCUCAAGCUUUGGUUUACUAUUUUGCAUAUUUGCACCUAAAUGUUAUAUUAUCCUGUUUAAGCCUGAACAAAACACAAAACAACAUAUGAUGGGAAAGGUUCCAUCCAAGUCUUAUUGA
Labeo rohita (rohu) is the source of this 2614-nucleotide messenger RNA. Its product is annotated as extracellular calcium-sensing receptor-like. Bases 74 to 2614 code for a protein of 846 amino acids. Gene Ontology annotation, cellular component: membrane. The transcript is spliced from 6 exons. Gene Ontology annotation, biological process: G protein-coupled receptor signaling pathway. NCBI's taxonomy places the organism in Eukaryota, Metazoa, Chordata, Actinopteri, Cypriniformes, Cyprinidae. The record is from RefSeq and is a predicted model, not a curated record. Gene Ontology annotation, molecular function: G protein-coupled receptor activity.